AGGCGCCCUUUCGGCGGGUGGCACGGGCUAUUUAAAGGUGGACGGCCGCUCCGGGGCUGCAUGCUUCUGGGCCGGGGUCUGGGGUCCGUGGUAGCUAUGGACAGCUGCAUCGUGCUCAACACGGGCGCCAAGAUGCCCAUCUUGGGGCUGGGCACCUGGAAGUCCCCUCCAGGCCAGGUGGCUGAGGCUGUGAAGGUGGCAAUCGACAUCGGAUACCGCCACAUUGACUGCGCCCAUGUGUACCAGAACGAGAAUGAGGUGGGCUUGGCCAUCCAAGAGAAGAUCAAGAAGCAAGUGGUGAAGCGAGAGGAUCUCUUCAUUGUCAGCAAGCUGUGGUGCACGUACCAUGAGAAGAGCCUGGUGAAACAAGCCUGCCAGAAGACGCUCAGUGACCUGAAGCUGGACUACCUGGACCUCUACCUUAUUCACUGGCCUACAGGAUUCAAGACUGGGAAGGACUUUUUCCCGCUGGAUGGAGCCGGCAACGUGAUUCCCAGCGACACCAAUUUUCUGGACACCUGGGCGGCCAUGGAGUCACUGGUGGAUGAAGGGCUGGUGAAAGCUAUUGGCAUCUCCAACUUCAACCAUCUCCAGGUCGAGAAGAUCUUAAACAAACCUGGCUUAAAGUAUAAGCCAGCCGUUAACCAGAUCGAGUGCCACCCGUACCUCACUCAGGAGAAGCUGGUGCAGUACUGCCAGUCCAAAGGCAUCGUGGUGACUGCCUACAGCCCCCUCGGCUCUCCCGACAGACCCUGGGCCAAACCUGAGGACCCAUCCAUCCUGGAGGAUCCCAGGAUCAAGGAGAUUGCAGCCAAGCACAAUAAAACUACAGCCCAGGUUCUGAUCCGGUUCCCCAUUCAGAGGAAUUUGGUGGUGAUCCCCAAAUCUGUGACUCCGAAACGCAUUGCUGAGAACUUUCAGGUCUUUGACUUUGAAUUGAGCAGUGAGGAUAUGACCACCUUGCUUAGCUUCAACAGGAACUGGAGGGUCUGUGCCUUGGUGAGCUGUGCCUCCCACAAGGAUUACCCCUUCCAGGCUGAAUUUUGAAGCUGUGGGUGCCUGCCCCUCCCCAAGUGAGCCACGCCUCCUUUGGCCUUGUUUCUCCUUGCUAGUGCAGUGUGGCCUGUGUCCCUUGGCACGGGACAGCCUUGCAACGUCACCAGCAAGGGCUCAUCUGGCUCCAUGUUGCGUCUGAAGAGAGAGUCCGUAGUUUAGAAGCCGCUCUGGUUCUCUGUGCACUCCUUGCCCCUCUGGGGAAAAUACAGCCCGAAGGCCUUGUCUGAGCGAGGAGAAGCAAAGCCUACUAAGUCAAGCAGUGCCGCUGUCAGCUGAGUUCCGGCUGCUUAGAACGGCAGUCCUUUCAGCCAGACUUCUCUUUACUCCAAAUAAAAAGCGCUUUUGUGAGCUUGAUGCCACUCCA
Tupaia belangeri chinensis (Chinese tree shrew) is the source of this 1420-nucleotide messenger RNA. Its product is annotated as aldose reductase. The transcript has 10 exons. The record is from RefSeq and is a predicted model, not a curated record. Lineage: Eukaryota; Metazoa; Chordata; Mammalia; Scandentia; Tupaiidae. Bases 61 to 1047 code for a protein of 328 amino acids. Gene Ontology annotation, molecular function: oxidoreductase activity.